This is a messenger RNA of Pantherophis guttatus, 4531 nucleotides long. It is a transcript of the gene PCDH18, whose product is annotated as protocadherin 18. Gene Ontology annotation, biological process: homophilic cell-cell adhesion. Gene Ontology annotation, cellular component: plasma membrane. The record is from RefSeq and is a predicted model, not a curated record. Lineage: Eukaryota; Metazoa; Chordata; Lepidosauria; Squamata; Colubridae. Gene Ontology annotation, molecular function: calcium ion binding.
AUCCAGCCGGGCAAAAGCUUUGUCUGAGUUGAAGUGAAGUUCCACCGAUUUUUAGACGGGAGUCAGCAAUCUGGGCUACUUAGCCGCCAGAAGCUGAGGAGAGCGAGCGUUAAAGAGAGUCUCUCUUCGGGAAGAAACCGCGCCGCCGCCGCCGCCGCCGCCGCCGUCGCGCAGCCUCGGCUCCCUUCCUUCGACACUCGGUGAAUAAUAGCUGCAGCGGAAGGAAGAAGCCUGGAUGUGCAAACCUCUCGGACGAGAAGAAGCGGAGGAAUCCGAGCCGGCUUGCCUACGGGAUGUAUACUGGGAGCUCCGCCACCUCGGUCUCGCUGUAGGCAACUUUUCCUGAGCGGCUGGGACGUGGCAUUCCGUUUCAGAAGGAAGGUUUGCAAGCGCGGGUUUUUCCCUCCUUUUUUUCCAGCUUUUCCUCCCAAUUUCCCAAGGACCAAAUGGACGUUGGGUUUGAGGGGACCGAGAUUAAGUUAAGCGAAUUGCUUUUGUAACUUGUGGGCAGGAAGAAGCCGGGAGCCUGUGCCGCGAUGCCGCGUUUGGGUCGAAAAAGGCACUUUAUGCUUCUCUUUGCAGUGGCGACCGUCAUGUCCUGCUGGGAAGGCGCAGCGGGCAAAAAUCUGAAAUACAGGAUAUACGAGGAGCAGAGGGUUGGCUCGGUCAUUGCCAGGCUUUCCGAAGAUGUCGCCGACGUUUUGUAUAGGUUGCCUAACCCUUCUUCGGUGCGGUUCAGAGCCAUGCAGAGGGGGAAUUCUCCGUUGUUGCUGGUUCGGGAGGACAACGGAGAGAUCAGCAUUGGAGCUAAAAUUGACCGGGAGCAACUCUGCCAGAAAAACUUAAACUGUUCCAUAGAGUUUGACGUGAUCACUCUGCCGACUGAACAUCUGCAGCUUUUCCACGUCGAGGUUGAAGUGUUGGAUAUUAAUGACAAUUCGCCUCAAUUCUCCAGAGCUCUUAUUCCUCUUGAAAUCUCGGAGAGCGCAGCCGUAGGUACGCGGAUUCCUUUGGAUAGUGCUUUUGAUCCAGAUGUUGGGGAAAAUUCCCUCUACACAUACUCACUUUCGGCCAACGAUUUCUUUACCGUUGAAGUUAGAACGAGGACAGAUGGAGCCAAAUAUGCAGAGUUGAUUGUGGUGCGGGAACUGGACCGGGAGCUGAAAUCGAGCUAUGAACUCCAACUAACUGCCUCCGAUAAUGGUGUCCCUCAGAGAAGUGGAUCAUCUCUCCUGAAAAUCAGCAUUUCAGAUUCUAAUGACAAUAGUCCAGUUUUUGAACAACAGACGUACAUUAUUCAACUUUUAGAAAAUUCACAUGUUGGCACAUUGCUUAUUGACCUCAAUGCCACUGACCCAGAUGAAGGUGCCAAUGGCAAAGUUGUCUACUCCUUUAGUAGUCACGUGUCCCCCAAAAUUAUAGAGACUUUUAAAAUGGACUCUGAAAGGGGUCAAUUAACUCUUCUGAAACCAGUGGAUUAUGAAACCACCAAAUCCUAUGAAAUUGAUGCUCAGGCACAAGAUUUGGGUCCAAAUUCAAUUCCAGCUCACUGCAAAAUCAUUAUUAAGGUUGUUGAUGUGAAUGACAACAAGCCUGAAAUCAAUUUAAACCUGAUGUCUCCAGGAAAAGAAGAAAUUGCCUAUAUUUCUGAAAAAGCAUCCACAGAGACUUUUGUGGCCCUUGUUAGGGUGCAAGACAAAGAUUCUGGACUGAAUGGAGAAGUGGUUUGCAAGCUUCAUGGACAUGGGCAUUUUAAACUUCAGAAGACAUACGAGAAUAACUAUUUCAUCUUAACAAAUACUUCUUUGGAUCGAGAAAAGCGAUCUGAAUAUAGCCUGACAGUCAUAGCAGAAGACAAAGGAACUCCAAGUCUUUCUACAGUGAAACAUUUUACUGUCCAGAUCAUUGAUGAAAAUGACAACCCACCCCAAUUUCAGACAAAUAGAUAUGAAAUUGUAAUUUUGGAAAAUAAUUCUCCAGGUGCAUAUAUCACCUCUGUUACAGCAACUGAUCCAGAUCUGGGAGAUAAUGGGCAGGUGACCUACACUAUCUUGGAGACACUAUCUAUUUUGGGAAGUUCCAUAACUACAUAUGUGACCAUUGAUCCCUCUAAUGGAGCCAUCUAUGCACUUAGGACUUUUGAUCAUGAGGAAGUAAACCAGAUAGUCUUUAUGGUUCAAGCCAGAGAUGGAGGAAGUCAACAAUUGGCUAGCAAUACAACAGUGGUACUAACUAUUAUUGAUGAAAAUGAUAAUGCUCCUUUGAUUGUGGGGCCUGCACUGCACAACAAUACAGCAGAGAUUUCAAUCCCCAAGGAAGCUGACAGUAACCAUUGCAUCACUAGGAUAAGAGCCAUAGACAGAGACUCAGGGGUUAAUGCAGAACUAAGCUGCUCAUUAGCAACUAGUAGUGAAGAAGGCCUCUUUGUGAUGGAUCCACAGACAUGUGACAUUUAUCUUAAUGCUAGUAUUGAAUCUGUUACAUCAACAGAAUGGGAACUUACAGUGGUUGUUAGGGACAAAGGAAGCCCUCAAUUGAGUACUAAAGCACUUCUGAAAUGCAGUGUUGUUAAAAAUAUUUAUCAACUUUCAUCUACAGAAGCAACAUACACAAGCCAACCUCCUCUAGAUAUUUCCAUGAUCACAAUAAUAUCAUUAGGAGCAAUAUGUGCAGUUUUGUUGGUGGUCAUGGUCGUCUUUGCUACAAUGUGUAAUCGUGAGAAGAAAGACACCCGGUCUUAUAAUUGUCGUGUUGCAGAAUCCACAUACCAGCAUCAUCCCAAAAGGCCAUCAAGACAGAUUCACAAAGGGGACAUUACAUUAGUGCCUACCAUUAAUGGUACUUUACCAAUCAGAUCCCACCACAAAGCUUCACCUUCAUCAUCUCCAACCCUGGAAAGAGGGCAAAUGAGCAGUCGACAAAGCCAUCACAGUCAUCAGUCUUUAAAUAGUCUGGUGACCAUCUCAUCAAAUCACGUACCUGAGAAUUUCUCUCUUGAGCUCACUCAUGCUACUCCUGCUGUUGAGGUGUCUCAGCUUCUCUCCAUGCUUCAUCAAGGCCAAUAUCAACCAAGGCCAAAUUUUCGAGGCAACAAGUAUUCCAGAAGCUACAGAUAUGCCCUUCAAGAUAUGGAUAAGUUCAGCCUGAAAGAUAGUGGCCGUGGUGACAGUGAAGCAGGAGACAGUGAUUAUGAUUUAGGGAGAGAUUCUCCUAUUGACAGACUUCUUGGAGAAGGAUUCAGUGACCUUUUUCUUACGGAUGGGAGAAUUCCCGCAGGUUUGCUCUCACAGGAAGAAAUGGAGAAGGAACUGCUACGUUGCACUUUGCACACUUGGAAGAGAGAGUACAAUAUUUGCUUAUCAAACAAAGCAAUGAGAUUAUGCACAGAGGAAUGCAGAGUCCUGGGACAUUCUGACCAGUGCUGGAUGCCACCACUGCCUUCCCCAUCUUCUGAUUAUAGAAGCAAUAUGUUUAUACCAGGAGAAGAAUUUCAGCCUCAGCAAAGCCAGCCACCACAGGAGGAGGAGGAUCAUCAGGAGGUUGAAUCGCCUGAAAAGAAAAAGAGCUUUUCAACUUUUGGCAAAGACAAUCAGAAUAUGGAAGAAGCAGCUGACAUAUGUACCUCAUCUCUACUCUCUGAAAUGAAUAGCGUCUUCCAACGUCUCUUGCCUCCUUCAUUGGAUGCUUACACAGAGUGUAAUGAAAUAGAGCCUCCCAGCUCAUUAGAGCGCAGGAAAGGACAUUUGCCAGCCAAGACUGUAAGCUAUCCACAAGGGGUGGCAGCCUGGGCAGCCAGUACUCAUUUUCAAAACCCUGCAAACAGCACUGGGCUUACUUUGGGAACUCAUUCAGGUGCCCAGCCUUCUUCAAAAUGGCUACCUGCCAUGGAGGAAAUUCCAGAGAACUAUGAGGAAGAUGAGUUUGACAAUGUGCUUAACCACCUUAGUGAUGGUAAACAUGAACUCAUGGAUGCUAGUGAACUGGUGGCAGAAAUUAACAAGCUGCUACAUGAUGUCCGGCAGAACUAGAGUGUCUUAUUUCAUAGCAUCUUAAUUUUCCAUAUUUUUGGAAAACGAAGAGAUGGGAACCCAUAAUGAAAAGAACUGGCAUUGCCAAUUAGUUACAUUUAUCAUAAAUGUGUCUGUGUAUGUUGAAUCUUAAAAUACUGUAUUUUCAUAUGUACACAAUGCAAGUGUGAUUAUCUUUAACUGUAUUUUAAAAAUACAUUUGUAUCUUAUAUUUAUGCAUAAUUUAACAAAUAAAUUUUAUUUUUGUACUCCCAUGGCAAGCAUGUUUUUCUACAUAUAAACAGCUGACACCAUUUGUGUCAACUUACAGUAUUUCUAUCACAAGUGUAUAAAUACUCAAAAACUAAGGGAUGCCAUUUUCCAUGGGUUUCUCUACAAGCGUUUAAUGUUAUGAUACAAAAUUGAAUAAAUUGAAACUUUAUCCAAAUGGAAAUUUCAAUAAUUAAUGAUCUAAGAUCUUAUUGCAAUGUUUCAAUUCUUAUAAUAAAGAGUUGUCAACUUUC